Cylindrotheca closterium is the source of this 1578-nucleotide messenger RNA. The record is from the annotation of a GenBank genome assembly. NCBI's taxonomy places the organism in Eukaryota, Bacillariophyta, Bacillariophyceae, Bacillariales, Bacillariaceae.
AUGAGCAAAAGAAAGACAGGCAAGGGCCCCAGGGCACAAAGGGUAUCCGAAAACGAUUCCUAUCAUGCUCCUGUAAGCCUUGUCCAAAAAGAACGGGGAAAAGUGGACAAAAUCUGCCCAUUUGAUGCUUCUGCCUUUUUGGGUCUGUUGGACGACGAUGACAGCGACAAAAUUGCUGAUGAUGAUGAGGAUAACAAGACGCCGCACAGUCAGAAAGCAAACUGGGAUUCCUAUUAUAUCAGUAGUUAUCCUGUCCCACAAGAACAAGCGAAAAUGGUCCAAUCUUGCCCAUUUUCAGCAGCCUUCUUGGGUUUUCCUGAUGAUGCUUGCGGUCCCAUCAACACAGUUUUCGAUUUUGAUGAUGACGGUGACAUGGCAACUGAAAAGGCCUCCAGCACAAGCGCACUAUCCACUCCAAUGGUGGUUCUCCAAGAUGCUGAGGAGGAUAUCCCUUUCCAGAAGCCUGAUAAAAUGGCCCAACAGCUUUUCUCAUUUUUUACCUUUGGUGGCAAGAAUGGAAUCGCUGACAGACAUGAGGCCCCUCUUUGGAAGCAUGGAAGCCCCGCAACGCCUUGUAAGGUAUCAAGGCUUGCUGAGACGGCCGGACCUUGGGAGCAUGUGGCCCUUUUGACGAUCAUAAUAUGUUCUGACAGCACGGCAUUUAAACGCUCUGAACGGCGUAAACGGAUCAAGAAGAGAUCGAAAAAGUCCAGGAAAUCUUCCCGAAACAGUCCCGAGAAGAUUGUGAUCCCACGCACGCACGUGUUUUUGGGGAAGGAUACCUCAGAAGGAAAUCCGAAAAAGAUUCAUGGACUGUCAAUCGCCCGCAAGGAGAUUUUGGAGGCCUUGGGGCCGGAGGGACUACGCAGCAGGGACUUCACUGAGCUGAUGGCAGCUGCAGUUGACGUCCCUGCUCUACCAGGUACGACUAACAUUAAUUCGGACACAUAUGAGACAGAGCUGCUAGUGGAUUCUCUAUUGUUGGCACUGUUGACGAAUGGCAAGGAAAGUGGAAAGGGAGUCCAUCUGGACACCAAUUGGAAGAGACCAUCUCGUCACGCCUUGAUGCGAGUCAAGAAUGGGGAAGGUCUGCUGAAAUUGGUUGGGGGUUUGGACAAGGCCAAGACCAGCGCCUUUGGCAACAUGUCACUGUACAUCGAGGCCUUCAUGGUCAAGCGCAACUAUCCGGAUGACGAAAGCGAUGACUACUGCAAUCAAGGGGCCCUAGUCCGCCUCAUGUACAAAACCUAUGACUACUACAACCAACUUCUUGGUAAGCUGAGGGAACUGCACUACAAGCAUUUCCAACGAUGGGAAGGAAGUCCUGCUGCGGCUCUCCUGGAUCACCAUUCAGAAAAGCUCCUCUUCAUUCGGUGUAACAGUGUCAACAGGACAGCACAUCUUCUACGCUACUACACCUACCUACGGGACGCUGCGGCGAACGGAUUCAGUGCCAACAAAGUGAUUGAGAGCUUGUGGGAACGAGUAGCAGAGAUCCACAAGGAAAUUGAAAAUAGAGUCCACCGACACCAAGGGCGGCUCGCAAAGCGGCGGGGGGAAAUCACGCACCACCACUAA